Molecule: messenger RNA, 536 nt
Organism: Lineus longissimus
Lineage: Eukaryota; Metazoa; Nemertea; Pilidiophora; Heteronemertea; Lineidae
Exons: 4
Coding region: 15-536 (173 amino acids)
Source: RefSeq, a predicted model, not a curated record
UUUCACAGCCCGUUAUGUGUGUUUCAGGCGUCCUGGCCCUGGCCUUGGCCGUCAAUUACUGCUCCGGUGCUGUUGUCCUCAAGCCCGAAAGGAAAGACGUGCUCAGCAGCCUAUCUAACACUGCCAUCUCGACCUUAUCCUCGUCCCUACCCUACCUCCAAUCUGUCGUCCAAGAUUCCGGCAAGUUUAUCGGAAGUGCCGUUGCAACUGUCUUGUCUUUUGUCAGUGAUCACGAUGGCGACAUUAACAUCCCAAAUUAUGGUUACGUCAACUACCACCUUGACGCGUGCACCCUGUCAUUGGGUAAAAGGGAGGAAAAACGCUGGUUAGGGUCAGUUUGGAACACCAUCAGUGAUGUAGUCGACACGGUUGUUGACACUGUCGUCCCCGAAAGGAAAUGCAAGGCUCGUGUCUCAGACCCUCUGACUGGGUUGAGCCGGUCCGCUACCAAAGGCUCUCCCGAAGAUGCCCUGAAAAGCGCCCUCACCGGUUUGUUUGAAGAUAUUGUCAAGCUUGCUCAACAGGUCCAGGGAUAG